Messenger RNA from Onychomys torridus (southern grasshopper mouse), 3090 nucleotides. It is a transcript of the gene Eya2, whose product is annotated as EYA transcriptional coactivator and phosphatase 2. Gene Ontology annotation, cellular component: nucleus. Bases 252 to 1868 code for a protein of 538 amino acids. The record is from RefSeq and is a predicted model, not a curated record. Gene Ontology annotation, molecular function: protein tyrosine phosphatase activity. Gene Ontology annotation, biological process: negative regulation of extrinsic apoptotic signaling pathway in absence of ligand; positive regulation of DNA repair; cell differentiation. Lineage: Eukaryota; Metazoa; Chordata; Mammalia; Rodentia; Cricetidae. The transcript is spliced from 16 exons.
UCCUCCGGGAGCGCAGCGGCGGCAGCGAGAGCAGCGCGCACUGCAGGGCCGAGUCUCCGCCCGGAGUCAGCGCCGCGCCUCGCGGCCCCCACUCACGGCGCGGCCCGGCGGGGGCGCAGGAGACCCGCGGCCCGGACAGGGGACCGGUCCCCGGCACAGGCGGCCGCCGCAGCCCCGCGACAUUCGCUCCGCGUGCCGUCACCCGGCCUGGCCCCGCUCGGGACGCCUCUGCAUUGCGCGGGUACAAGGCAAUGUUAGAAGUGGUGAUCUCACCCAGCCUUGCAGCAAGCAGUAACUGCAAGGAAUCCCUGACGUGGAGCGAGGACAGCGCUGCCGUGGGGGCUCUGAGUGACAGAGAAGGCAUUACCAAAUCGGCCUCUCCAAGCGUGCCUCGGCUCUCUGCGGGGCCUCACCUGUGUGUCUCUCCUGGUCAGCCCUCCACAGCCAUGGCAGCCUAUGGCCAGACGCAGUACAGCACAGGCAUCCAACAGGCACCGCCCUAUACAGCGUACCCACCUCCAGCACAAGCCUAUGGGAUCCCCCCUUACAGUAUCAAGACAGAAGACAGUUUGAACCAUUCCCCCAGCCAGAGCGGGUUCCUGAGCUACGGACCAAGCUUCAGCACCACAACUGCUGGACAGAGCCCCUACGCCUACCCAGUGCACAGCACCUCAGGGCUCUACCAAGGCACCAACGGAUUGACCAACACGGCCGGAUUUGGGAGCAUGCACCAGGAUUACCCUUCCUACCCCGGCUUCCCACAGAACCAGUACCCCCAGUAUUUCAGCCCAUCCUACAACCCUCCCUAUGUCCCCGCCAGCAGCCUCUGCUCCUCGCCCCUCUCCACGUCCACCUAUGUCCUCCAGGAGGCUCCUCACAACGUCCCCAACCAGAGUUCUGAGUCACUGGCCGGUGACUAUAGCACACACAACGGGCCCUCCACGCCAGCCAAAGAGGGCGACACAGACCGGCCCCAUCGGGCCUCAGACGGGAAGCUACGUGGCCGGUCAAAGAGGAGCAAUGACCCCUCCCCAGCAGGAGACAAUGAGAUCGAGCGGGUGUUCGUCUGGGACCUGGAUGAGACAAUCAUUAUUUUCCACUCUCUGCUCACAGGGACAUUUGCAUCCAGAUACGGGAAGGACACUACGACAUCAGUGCGCAUCGGCCUCAUGAUGGAGGAGAUGAUCUUCAACCUCGCUGACACACACCUGUUCUUCAAUGACCUGGAGGACUGUGACCAAAUCCAUGUGGAUGAUGUCUCAUCUGAUGACAAUGGCCAGGAUUUAAGCACAUACAACUUCUCCACUGAUGGUUUCCACAGCACGGCCCCAGGAGCCAGCCUGUGCCUGGGUACAGGGGUGCAUGGCGGCGUGGACUGGAUGAGGAAACUCGCCUUCCGCUACCGCCGGGUGAAGGAGAUGUACAACACCUACCGCAAUAACGUGGGUGGCUUGAUAGGCGCUCCCAAAAGAGAGACGUGGCUGCAGCUGCGUGCAGAGCUGGAGGCCCUGACUGACCUCUGGCUCACCCACUCCCUGAAGGCCCUCAACCUCAUCAACUCUCGACCCAACUGUGUCAAUGUGUUGGUCACCACCACACAACUGAUCCCUGCACUGGCCAAGGUCCUGCUGUAUGGCCUGGGCUCCGUGUUCCCCAUUGAGAACAUCUACAGUGCCACCAAGACAGGCAAGGAGAGCUGCUUCGAGAGAAUCAUGCAGAGAUUUGGCCGCAAAGCUGUCUACAUUGUGAUUGGUGACGGGGUGGAAGAAGAGCAGGGAGCCAAGAAGCACAACAUGCCCUUCUGGAGGAUAUCCUGCCACGCGGACCUGGAGGCUCUGAGGCACGCCCUUGAACUGGAGUAUCUAUAGCAGGGGGUAGCAGGGGGGCUCGCAGCCACCACCUGCCCCCCACCACCCAGUCCCUGUCAUCUCACGCCAUGAGAGCCCUAGACACCAGAAGCUGGGGAGGGGCCCUACACCCAGGGGACAUGUCCCAUGGCCAUCUCUGAAGUGUCCUCUUCCCUUGGGGACAGAGAGUCAGGCUGUGUUGUGAAACCCAGAGACCCAAAUGAGGGAGUGUUGGCUUGGGAGGGCAUGGGGGCAGCUCAUCUUGUUCUCUCUUUUUUUAAUUUAUGAAUUGAUCCCAUUACUCACGCUACCCUCUGGUCCCUGUGUUGUGGUUUCUUGGCCAUUAGUCUGGUUUGGGGUUCUAAACUGGCUGUGGGGUGGUUCCCAGUCCUGUACUUCAGGGACAGUCAUUCUCUGGACGUUGGUGAGGGAGGCAAUCUGGGGCUGUGGGGAUGCCUCUCGCCUACUUUUCCUCUUCCAAGAUCCUCCCUGAUGCCACGGGGACAGUGCGCGUGCCUUAUGCCGCCAUCUUACUUUGUAGGGAAAGGGGGACCCUGGGAAGGAAGAGGUACUUUGUGAUGAUGAUGGAUAAAGGCAUUAAGUAAAGCCACGUUUACAUUUGAAGAUGGAAGGUUGUGGUAACUGUUACCUAUUGUUUAGGCUUCCACAUGUCGGCAUUUUCAAGUUGCAAAAUAAUAAAAUCCAAUUUGAACUUGAACUAGUUUCAGUGAAGUGGGGAGGGAGCCUCAGCUACAGCACACAGUAUCCGCAUUUCCUUCACCAAAUCUGAGCCAUGUUCUAUCCAGGAAGCUGGGUUUGGGGAUCUUGACAUGAACACAAUAAAACACACAGCUCUCACCUCAAAGGACAUGAGAGACAGUUUGUUCUGCAGCCAAAUAAGAGUAGCCACGGCCCAGGAGUACAUAUUAGGUUACCCCAAAUUCCAUCUCCAAGCAUGGUGACAGUUUCAUGAAGUCUCAUAACGAGGGAACCAAAAAGGUCAUAAACUCAGACUUUUUAAAAAUACACUGGUGGGAACAUUGAGUACACUGGUUGCUGCAGAGCUGGGUGCAGCGGAGCUGGGUACAGAGGAGCUGGGUGCAGCGGAGCUGGGUGCAGAGGAGCUGGGUGCAGCAGAGCUGGGUACAGAGGAGCUGGGUGCAGUGGAGCUGGGUGCAGCGGAGCUGGGUACAGAGGAGCUGGGUGCAGCGAAGCUGGGUACAGAGGAGCUGGGUGCAGUGGA